AUGUCUGGUAUUACGAAAGCGAAAACAAGGCACGAUCUAGAUGAUACUGUGCUAGGGAAGUAUCUGGUCUACUAUCUGCCUAAUCUGAAGCUUCCAAUAUUGUCGACGAAAAUAGGAUAUGGCCAGAGUAAUCCGACUUACUUUGUUGAUGAUGCGGACAACACGAGAUAUAUACUUAGGAAGAAACCAACGGGGUCCAUUAUCUCGCCGGUGGCUCACCAGGUUGAUCGUGAGUAUAGGGUUAUUAGGGCUUUGGGAUCCGUGGAAGGAUUUCCUGUACCGAAGGUGUAUUGUCUGUGUAUGGAUGACUCUGUUAUUGGAACUCCCUUUUAUGUCAUGGAAUUCGUAAAAGGCCGCAUAAUAACCGAUCCGGACCUAAAGGACCUAUCUCCUUCUGACCGCCGCUCCGCGUGGUUCUCCCUCGUCUCUACUCUCGCCUGGCUCCACUCCAUCGACCCUGAUUCCAUCGGACUCCAAGGUUUUGGCAAGAAAACCGGCUUUUACACCCGCCACUGCAACACCUUCUCCCGCAUUGAAACCCAACAAUCCCAAGUGAAAGACAUCUCAACCGGGAAACCUCUCGGUCGCGCCCACCCAGACUUCGACGAAAUCGUCAACUUCAUUAGACGUAAUGUUCCGGGUGAUAGAGCGAGUAUCAUACACGGCGACUACAAGUUCGAUAAUAUAAUUCUGCAUCCCACGGAACCACGAGUUAUCGCACUGUUGGAUUGGGAGCUUUCGACGAUCGGACACCCGCUUAUGGAUGUCGUGUAUGUCGUUGGUCCAUACUGGAAUCGCGCGUCAAAGGCUGGGAUUUCCGGGGGCCCAGCAAGAGAUGAUAUGGGUGGGGAAGUAUAUGAUACGCAGAAUUUGGUGGCGAGUGGGAUGCCGACCAUGGAUGAGUUGUUGGAUCGGUAUACCGAGAUUGCGGGAUGGGAUCCGAGACAUGAUCGCUGGGAGAUCGCAAAGAUUUUUCAUUUGAUGAGGGGUGGCACGAUUAGCCAUGGCAUCCAAGCGAGGACGAUAAGUGGACAGGCGAGUAGCGAGUUCUCGCAUGUCUAUUUUGAGAAUACAAAGAGGAGCCUUGGAGCCGCGCUCAACAUGGUGAGGGAGUUGAAGGAGAAAGAACCGAGGAAGAGUAGCUUGUGA
This is a messenger RNA of Lindgomyces ingoldianus, 1149 nucleotides long. Its product is annotated as APH-domain-containing protein. Gene Ontology annotation, molecular function: protein kinase activity; ATP binding. The transcript has 3 exons. The record is from RefSeq and is a predicted model, not a curated record. Lineage: Eukaryota; Fungi; Ascomycota; Dothideomycetes; Pleosporales; Lindgomycetaceae. Bases 1 to 1149 code for a protein of 382 amino acids. Gene Ontology annotation, biological process: protein phosphorylation.